AUGGCUCAAAGUCGCGAGGCGGUGUUGAGGACGCUCAAACAGGUGCGCCCCAUUCUGUCGGUGGACAAAUCAGAGGCCAGGAGGCGCGUCUUCAAUCUCUAUCGCGCCUGGUAUCGCCAGAUUCCAUACAUUGUGAUGGACUACGACAUCCCCAAGAAUAUUGAGCAGUGCCGUGAGAAGCUGCGAGAAGAGUUCCUGAAGAACAAGGACGUCACGGACAUCCGGGUGAUCGAUAUGCUAGUCAUCAAGGGUCAAAUGGAACUGAAGGAGAGCGUAGAGAUCUGGAAGCAAAAGGGCCACAUUAUGCGCUACUUCAAGGAAACUUAUGAGCCCAAACCCACAGACUUCCUCUCGAAGUUCUUCUCAGGACACAAUUGAGAGGCUCCCAGAGAUAACAUGUUGAUUAUCUAGUUAAAAUGUAAAUAAAAGCGAGGAUGGCGAAAAAAAUCCACAAAUUAUAUGUUCCAGA
This is a messenger RNA of Phlebotomus argentipes, 469 nucleotides long. RefSeq names its product NADH dehydrogenase [ubiquinone] 1 alpha subcomplex subunit 6 (gene ND-B14). The record is from RefSeq and is a predicted model, not a curated record. Bases 1 to 378 code for a protein of 125 amino acids. Gene Ontology annotation, biological process: response to oxidative stress. Lineage: Eukaryota; Metazoa; Arthropoda; Insecta; Diptera; Psychodidae. The transcript has 3 exons.